AAUAGUGUACGCGCAGCAGGAAAAAUUAACACAAGCGAAUGAAAAUACAAAUAUUGUAAUAUAAUCAAAGCAAAAUUUUCGCAAUUUUGCAAUUAAUAUAAAUAGAGAAUUAGAUAUCUACUCUGCGAACCAAAGACAAAUCAAUGAGUUAUUUGACAAACUUAAUUUUUAUGUAUUCCAUUUCAAUGAAAUUUGUAAAAAAGUGGAACAGUGUACAAAAAUAGAUAAAACUCGUGUUCAUAAUAUUGAAAAUUUAGUGAACUAAAUUUUUCUAAUAUAAUGGCGAAAAUAGGAAAGUAAAAAGCAACUAAUAUAAUAAAUCAAAACAUUGUCUUAAAAUUAGAAUAUAAAUAAAAGCAAAUUAGAAAGUUAAAAUUUUCGUAAUGCACCACAUAGUAUGUUUCAUCCAUAAGACCUUGUUUAAAAACAUAGCUACACUGUAAAUUAGAAACAACAUAAACUAACAUAGCAGUUAUAGUGAGUGAGAGUGAAUGCUCAGAAUGUAUAGAGCUGAACAAGUAAUUUACAAGCAACAGAGCCCAAACAACAAAUGGUGCUACAAUCAAUAGCCGACAAAUCGGUUCAUAUCUUACCAAAGCCAAAAUACAUCAACCAUCAUUAGCUGUCUCAGCAGCCAGCCGCCAACUAAGCCAUCUACACCAUUGCCGUCAGCCCGCCGCCAAAAAAGAAAAUAAUAAUCACAUAAAUACACAACAACGGAGGUUAGAGAGGACACAUUAACUAGUCAAGUUUGCAAAACGCUUUAGCCAAUCAACCUUAUCAGGCAAACAACUAACCCGCCCAGGAAACAACACAAUUCGGCUCCAAACGCGGUGACGUACUCCUAUUAAAAUGAAUGCCAGUCUCAUUUACGAAAUCCUCAUGUAUUUGAAUUCGUUUUACUUUGGAAUGUACGCCAUAUUUGAGAUUGGUGUCGGUGUUCUGAAGGCAAUCGGAUUGAAUUAUACUACGCAAGAGUUGACGCGAGAAGGGUGCAUAUUACUCGCAUUGUGCAUUGUGGAAACAAUACGAAUUGUAUUAGGUCGGAAGAGCAGUUUAAGCGAUCGAGGCUGGCAAGCAACAGCAUCCGUAAUAUUAACACUGCCCAGUCUUGCUCUUGUUAUCUAUUUAUGUCUUUUUCAAACCUAUGUUCUCAAACUCGAAUUGAUUCUGAGUGCCUUAAUGAUAGCCCUCCAAGGUGCUGAACUAGUGUAUGCCUGUGUCUUCAUUUGCACCAUGUUUGGCGAUGUUUCGUAUACCUAGCAGUCGAUAAGAAUUUACAUUAAACUUGUAACGACGAACCUGGAACAAUUUCAUGUAUGAUGCAUGAACAAGCAAUGUUAAUGAUUCUAUAUAAUGGUACUGAUACAAGAGUAAGAACGAAUACGUAAAAAAUAGCUCGUUUUGUACUUCGAAAUCGAAAACACAUAAAGAACGAAAGUAAAAAUACAGUCAAAUUUUAGCGAAAAGCUCACAACGUUAAUCUUCAUGGUCAGAAUUGCAAGAAUAAGCAGAAGAAGUGAUGUAUUUCGCCAAACGAAAAAAAUACACCAUUUAAGCAGUGAAGCCAACUCAACAGCCAGACUGAAGUGCAGCUACGACAAACGCAAUUCAUACAUAUGUAUGUAUGUAUGUAUGCUCUUGAAACGUAGUUGAUGCGUUUAAUAUAUAAAAGAACUAAGCCUAUGAUAUACAUAUGUACAUAUGUAUAUGUGAACCAAUAUUUUGAGACCAAUUUGAUAAUUUUUAAGUCGAAACCACUUAGACUGUUUGGACAAGCGCUAUAUUAUCUACUUUGUACUAGCAGGCUGGCCAGUUAUUUUAUCUGUUUUCCUAACAGUCCCAUGCUUUUUCGGUGUCUCCUACAUAUUACUGCUACAAGAAUACAAACUACGUCUGGAAUACGUACUCUGUACUUUACAGAUCGGAUUAUAUCUGACAGAAGU
This is a messenger RNA of Bactrocera dorsalis (oriental fruit fly), 1946 nucleotides long. RefSeq lists its product as uncharacterized. Lineage: Eukaryota; Metazoa; Arthropoda; Insecta; Diptera; Tephritidae. The record is from RefSeq and is a predicted model, not a curated record. Gene Ontology annotation, cellular component: ciliary transition zone. The transcript has 5 exons. Gene Ontology annotation, biological process: non-motile cilium assembly. The coding region runs from base 853 to 1263 and encodes 136 amino acids.